GUCUUGGUUGGAGGCAGCUUCGGCCUGCAAUGCUUCAAUGCGGCAGGUCUGAAAUUGUGGGAUUUGCCUGCUGUGCAAGAGGUGAAGGCGCUCUCACCUGUUCGCGGUGGCCGCGUGGCUGCACUCACUGAGAACGGCACUGUGGCGGUGGUGGGACACAGCGGCUCUCUUCUGGCACAUCGUCGCUUCGGGUAUGAUUACGUGACCUCGGUGGAGCUCUUCAGCGAUGGCCGCGUGGUGCUUGGUGCUUUCACGAACAAUUGGGCCAGUAACCCUGUGCAGAUUGCACGCGUAGAGAUCUACAGCUGGGACCUACAGACACGUCAGGCUCAGACUUGGGGACAGUUCACAGCCUCAGAGUUGGAUGCUGCGCGCAACAUGGCCGACACCCGCAUCUACAGCCUGGCUAUCUCAGAGGACGAAGCUUACGUCUACGCAGCCGGAGAGUCUGCAGGUGGAAAUACGAUUUUUCGCUACAAUGGCCUGGAUCUCGUGACAAAGACAGCACGGGACACAGGGACGCCCAUGUGGAUGGCCAAGUCGGCGGCGCAUAUCGGCUACGUCGCCCGCAUUCGGAGCAGUGACGGCGAGGUCGAGAGUGGGACAUUUGUCGCGCCAAUCCUGCAAUCGAAGGGUCGCUUGAACACGUUCCGAACGCGCGAUGGUGGUCUCGUGCAUGACGCCCAAAAUGGUGCCGUAUAUCUCACUGGCACGUCCACCUGCUGCUUGGCGGAUAGGGAGACAAUGACCUUCGCGGGACAGAGUGUGGGAGGCUAUGCCGGCAGCGAUACCAGCCUCAUUGUCUUCACAGAAGGACUUGACAAGCGCCUGCUUUGGACGACCUUCGGUGCCGAAAGCAACAAGGGCAAACCAGCAGCGUUGACGCUGAGCGAAGGUCAGCUGGCAAUUGGAGCAGUGAUGCACGGUGGCACAGCCAUCACUACUGAGAAUGCGGUGCAGAGUACACCACCAGAUCUCCAUCCUUGUGGUACCAGCGCCAAGCCAAACAAGGAUGCUUGGGUGGCAGUUGUGCCCACACGUGACUUACAGUCGGCACCAUGA
Messenger RNA from Symbiodinium pilosum, 1062 nucleotides. The record is from the annotation of a GenBank genome assembly. NCBI's taxonomy places the organism in Eukaryota, Dinophyceae, Suessiales, Symbiodiniaceae.